AUGGCCACGUGGAAGAAUCUCAUCCGUUUCAUCGCCGAAGAAGACGGUCAGGAACACCUUGGAGAUAUCGAUCGCUCUCAAUAUCCCGACGUCGGCCUUGCAAUUCACGAUGGCGAAUCCGUUACCGCUCGUGUAGUCAAUGGUUCUGUAUUCGAUGGGAUCGUAACCGAUAAAGUCCUUACUGUUUCUCGACUACUUUGUCCUCUCCCAAUGUCUGCGGUACCGAUAAUUCGUUGUUUGGGCUUGAACUACCGCGACCAUGCGAAAGAAACCAAAAUGCCGAUUCCUGACGUUCCAAUCCUAUUUAUUAAACCUCGUACCGCCCUAACCGGUCCACACCCGUCUAAAAUUGUAGUUCCGAAAGCAGUUCAAGACGGUACCAGCGACUACGAAGCCGAACUAACCAUCGUAAUCUCCAAAACCGGGAAGGAUAUACCAGAAGACAAGGCUUUAGAAUACGUACUCGGUUAUACAGCUGGCAACGAUGUUAGUUCUAGGAGGUCACAGUUUGAGAAUAGCCAAUGGAGUUAUAGCAAAGGAUUCGACGCUUCUGCUCCAAUCGGACCAGUGAUCGUGCGAGAAGGCACUGUGGAUCCGCAUAACCUGGGUAUUAAGGCGAUAUAUAACGGACAGACGGUGCAGGAUAGCAAUACGAAGGAAAUGAUAUUUAGUGUGCAGCAUACUGUUUCUUUCCUGUCCAGGGGGACAACAUUGGAGGCUGGGACUGUGAUUAUGACAGGGACACCGCCUGGUAUUGGGGCUAUGAGGGAGCCGAAGAUUAUACUUGGGGACGGGGAUGAUAUACGUGUUUGGAUUGAUGGUAUUGGUGAGUAA
This is a messenger RNA of Orbilia oligospora ATCC 24927, 834 nucleotides long. RefSeq lists its product as uncharacterized. Gene Ontology annotation, molecular function: catalytic activity. The record is from RefSeq and is a predicted model, not a curated record. Lineage: Eukaryota; Fungi; Ascomycota; Orbiliomycetes; Orbiliales; Orbiliaceae. The coding region runs from base 1 to 834 and encodes 277 amino acids. The transcript has 2 exons.